Cotesia glomerata is the source of this 3416-nucleotide messenger RNA. It is a transcript of the gene Moe, whose product is annotated as moesin/ezrin/radixin homolog 1. Gene Ontology annotation, biological process: regulation of cell shape; positive regulation of early endosome to late endosome transport; positive regulation of protein localization to early endosome. Gene Ontology annotation, molecular function: actin binding; cell adhesion molecule binding. The transcript has 9 exons. The coding region runs from base 309 to 2036 and encodes 575 amino acids. Gene Ontology annotation, cellular component: cytoskeleton; apical part of cell; plasma membrane. The record is from RefSeq and is a predicted model, not a curated record. Lineage: Eukaryota; Metazoa; Arthropoda; Insecta; Hymenoptera; Braconidae.
CUCCAAGGAGACGCCAGUCGCACUUGCUCCUUUGGCCCAUUGUUAAGCUUAUAUUUAACUGUCGUACUUGUUCAUCCAAACAGUAGUUGUAAUAUUGCAGUUACGUGUUUUUAAAUUAUAUAAACUAUUGGAUAAACGUGUGUUAAUUUGUCGAGCGGUACUUGAAAAAAGUGAUGAAUAAAUAAAAUAGCAAUAUAAAAAAAAAAUUUUUUUUUUCAACUUGUACUUGUAAAUUUCGUAUCAUUCAAUUAUUUCUUUUUUUUUUUUAACUAUUUUAUUCUGAGUAAAAUUAUUCAAAUCAAGUAACCAUGGUUUCUAGUUCGAAAAUGAUGAAUGUGAGGGUUACGACGAUGGAUGCCGAGCUGGAGUUUGCUAUCCAGCAGGCAACUACCGGAAAACAGCUUUUUGACCAAGUUGUAAAAACCAUUGGCCUAAGAGAAGUGUGGUUUUUUGGACUUCAGUAUACUGACAGCAAAGGUGACCUUACUUGGAUCAAACUUUAUAAAAAGGUGAUGAGCCAAGAAGUUAAAAAAGAGAACCCACUGCAGUUCAAGUUCCGUGCGAAAUUUUAUCCCGAAGAUGUUGCUGAAGAAAUAAUUCAAGACAUUACACUUCGCUUAUUUUAUCUGCAAGUAAAGAAUGCGAUUCUCACCGAUGAAAUCUAUUGUCCUCCUGAGACAUCUGUGCUUCUAGCCUCUUACGCAGUUCAGGCCAGACAUGGUGACUUCCAAAAAGUUAUUCAUAUACCCGGUUUUCUUGCCAAUGAUCGUCUUCUUCCUCAACGAGUUAUGGAUCAGCAUAAAAUGAGUAAGGAAGAAUGGGAAAGUUCUAUCACUACAUGGUGGCAAGAACAUCGUGGAAUGCUUCGCGAAGAUGCUAUGAUGGAAUAUCUUAAAAUCGCUCAAGAUUUAGAAAUGUAUGGAGUAAAUUACUUUGAGAUUCGAAACAAGAAAGGAACUGAGCUUUGGUUGGGUGUGGAUGCUUUAGGCUUGAACAUCUACGAAAAAGAUGAUAAAUUGACUCCGAAAAUUGGUUUUCCCUGGUCUGAAAUAAGAAAUAUUUCAUUUAAUGAGAGAAAAUUCAUUAUUAAACCCAUUGACAAAAAAGCACCUGACUUUGUUUUCUUUGCACCAAGAGUAAAGAUUAACAAGAGAAUUUUAGUUCUCUGUAUGGGAAAUCAUGAACUUUACAUGCGUAGACGUAAACCUGAUACUAUUGAUGUACAGCAAAUGAAGGCUCAAGCUCGAGAUGAAAAAAUUGCUAAACAACAACAACGUGAGAAAUUGCAACUGGAAAUAGCAGCCCGAGAACGAGCAGAAAAAAAACAACUUGAAUAUGAAGAAAGACUAAGAAGUAUGUCUGAAGAAAUGGAUAGGCGGCAAGCUGAAUUGAAUGAGGCUCAAGAAAUUAUAAGACGCUUGGAAGAUCAACUCAAGCAGUUGCAAGCUGCUAAAGAAGAGUUAGAAGAUCGUCAAAAGGAAUUAACUGUUAUGAUGGAAAAACUUGAACGUUCUCAAGAAAUGGAAGCUGCUGAACGUGCUAAAUUAGAGCAGGAAAUCCGAGCUAAGAGAGAAGAAGUAUCACGAAUCCAGUUAGAAGUCGAAGUUAAAGAUGCAGAGGCUAGACGAUUACAAGAAGAAGUUGAAGUUGCUAGAUUACGUCAGGAAGAAGCAGAUAGAGCCUUCCAAGCAAAUUCAACUCCUUAUCAUCACCAUGUCCAAGAGAACGAAGAUGGCGAAGAUGAAGGUGAGGAUGAACAACCUCACAAUGAUGCUACUAAAGAUUUAACAACUGAUGAAUCAAUAAUCGAUCCAGUUGAAGAGCGUCGUACACUUGCAGAGAGAAAUGAACGUCUGCAUGAUCAACUCAAGGCUUUAAAACAAGAUCUUGCACAAUCGCGCGAUGAAACUAAAGAAACGACGAUGGAUAAGAUUCACCGUGAGAAUGUACGCCAAGGACGCGAUAAGUAUAAAACACUGCGUGAAAUUCGCAAGGGCAAUACUAAACGUCGUGUCGAUCAAUUUGAAAAUAUGUAAAUUAAGACAAACAUUAAGUAAAAAAAUCCAAAUGCUAUAAAAUACUUUUAACACUGAUCUGUUUCAUAAUUAUUUUUGUAUUUAUUCGAAAAAUAGUGCUUGAUUUUAUGUAAGACCUAAAGGGCAUAUCAAAGGAAUCGUUCUUCAAUAAUAAUACUUCAUAUAAUACUUAGUUUGGAUCAUUUAAGAAAUGGUGUAAAAUUUACUUUAGAUAUUUUGAGUAUACGUUCUUAUAUUUUUUAAAUAUUUUUAUUUAAUAAUCAAGUUAUGAAAUAUACCACAUUUAUUUUAAUAGUAAUAAGCGAAAGGGUCAUAGUUAACAUUUUUAUUAAAAAAUUUCCAAUUUUUACAUUAAAUGAAAAAUGUUGACCCUGAUAAACUAUUGGCAGAAAUUUCAUAAAAUGAUUGUAAUUUUAUUGUUUAUUACUGUCUAUUUAUACACAGAAAAAUUUGGUUUUUUAUGUUUAUCAUACAUUUGGCCGGAUUGAGAUUGUAAAUUUGUCGGGGCAGUUUUAAUUUACAAUUAAAUUAUGUAUUUUUUUUUUACAUAUUUUAUAUUUGUAAUAUAGUUUUUCAAAUGAAAAAUAAAAAAAGGGUUUAGACUAAAAUUUCUCAAAAAUAAAAAGAUAUAGAACUAUUGCAAAUAUCAAAAGUAAAAUUCAUAAUUUAUAUAUAUAUAUAUAUAUAUAUAAAUAUUAAACGGCAUCAUAUACUAACAAAUACUUACCUUUACGAGAUGAAAUUUUCCAAUAUAGCCCUGGUGGCAUUUAUUGAAAAUACUUGAGUAUUCUAAAAUCGUAAUAACUCAUAAUUUUAUAUUAAAUACACUUGUGGCCUUUUAUAAUACAUAAUGUCAAAUAUAACAAUAUAAUUUCAUCGAGGUGAUGGCUGCGCAUUUAGUUCAUCUAUGCAUUGUUCAAUCAUUUUUUUUAUGUUUCAUGAAUGAAUGGAAGAGCAAUAUUGAAGCGAAUGAGAGCGGAAGAAGAAAAUCUGAGUAAAUGUAAAAAGAAUGUAUACAAAAAUAAUGAUAUAAAUAUUUCAUAUAUAUAUACAUAUAUAUGUUAAUGCAAUUUUCAUAAAGCAUUUUUUAUUAGAUAUAUGAAAAUGCACGAAAUAAAUGGAACGUAUUUCAUUAUUCAAAUUAUAACUUUCUUAAAACUGCCAUUUUAUUGUAUUCAAAGAAAGACAAUGGAAGGUAUAAAAUUGAUUUAUUUUGAUCGAUGAAAUACUUCAAACUCAUAUAAUUAUUAAUCAUUCUAGGCCGACAGUUCUUAAGAGAAACCUAAAAAUAUUUUCAAAUAACAUUUUUUUUGUUUUAUCUCACUGUGUAAUUUUAUUGUUAUCAUAAAAGCAAAUAAUAAAUCUAACUUUAAAAAAACA